AUGCGUAGCUCGUCCCGCCACUCGACUGUCGUAUCUUUGGUUGACUCCAAAAGGAGUAGUGCAGGGAUUAAUUGUAUUCUCAACUUAGCCCUCUGCCACAAAAUAAAGCCGAUCUCGAUAGAGGUGGGGGAUAAACUCGACAACAGUGAUCAUAACAUACUGUACUGCACCCUACCUCUUCAACUAAUAACUAAACACACACCUAAAAAUUCCCCGGUUCACUAUCAAUAUAGGGACUAUAGAAAUGCCGACUGGGAAUUCCUACCAACGCUCUUGAGAAGCUCUGACUGGGAUGAAUACUUUACCAAUGAUAACUUAGAAGUAACACUUGAUACCUUCUACAAGACGGUCAGUUCGGUAAGCGAUACAAUCGCACCCCUAAAGUCUGCCUUAAGGACACCAACUCUUUUCACAGACCGCAAAACGCGAUUAAAACUAAGGAAAUUGAAAAGGAAAUUUUAUUUAUAUAAAGAAUUUAGUGCAUUACACCAGAUACAUGAAACAUUUAAAAAUCUUGAGCAGAGACAUAAAAUGAAGGCACAAUUCGAGGAAAAUAAAGCCCUAGGGGGCACCUCUAAAACUCAGGAACUCUGCAAGAUCUUGCAAAGAAAGAAAAUAAUGUUGGUCAAUUGGAGCAUGAAGGUAUAA
This is a messenger RNA of Trichobilharzia szidati, 648 nucleotides long. NCBI's taxonomy places the organism in Eukaryota, Metazoa, Platyhelminthes, Trematoda, Strigeidida, Schistosomatidae. The record is from the annotation of a GenBank genome assembly.